Branchiostoma floridae (Florida lancelet) is the source of this 1990-nucleotide messenger RNA. Its product is annotated as BRISC and BRCA1-A complex member 1-like. Gene Ontology annotation, biological process: protein K63-linked deubiquitination; positive regulation of DNA repair; double-strand break repair. The transcript has 8 exons. The record is from RefSeq and is a predicted model, not a curated record. Lineage: Eukaryota; Metazoa; Chordata; Leptocardii; Amphioxiformes; Branchiostomatidae. The coding region runs from base 143 to 1111 and encodes 322 amino acids. Gene Ontology annotation, cellular component: BRISC complex; nuclear body; BRCA1-A complex.
ACCGGCAUGACCCGGAAGUAGAACGUGUAGAAAAACUUGGCGCGAGUCGACAGAACCCGAAGCGAAAGUCUUCCUCUUUCUUUGCGCUACUUGACUGAAAACUUCACCAACCAGUGACCGCCAAGUAAAGACAAGUGAAAGUAUGAGUUCAACGACGAGUACAGAAGAAGAAGACGUUCUUCCCGACAGCACGGUCAGUGAAAGUGGACGGAGUGAGAGUGAGGACAUCGUCUCCACACAGGAAGAGGAAAGGGAGGAAAAGGAGGAUGCGGAGGAGAAGAAAGACCCCCCGCGAGACGAGGCGCCCCAUGCUGAGAGUGAGGAGAUGAACUCGCUGGCCAGCACAGUGUCAAGUUCGCAGGACUCUCAGGACAGCAGCGACGGAACCAUCCACGCACUGCUGCCCAAGGUCAACUGCCCAGAGAAAAUCGUGGUGUGCCUGGACAUGGGUAAAGAGAUGACAUCCCGACACGUCAGCUCCAGAGACGGGUCCCAGUUCUCCCCGCUGUCCCUGGCCAAGCGGGUCAUCGAGAUUUUUGUCAAGACGAAAAGCAGGAUGGACAGAAGACACCAGUUUGCGCUGAUGGUUCUACACGACACUCCAACACUGGUCACGCCCUUCACCCAUGACCCUGACGUGUUCUGUGAGGACCUGAGAGCGCAGGAAGAGACCAUGGAAUGUCAGAUGACCUUCAAUGUUGCACAACUACUUCAAGAAAUAGUCCAGCUGGUACCUCUGCCUGAGAUUGAGGAGGUAGAAAUAAUCCCCCCUCCUUAUGUGGUGAGAGUUUUACUGCUGUACGGAAGAUCCCACUGUGUACCUUCAGCACCAGAGGAUAGCCAACAGAUGCUGAGUGAGCUUCUCCUGUCUCCCCACCUGUUCCUGGAUGCGCUGUACGUCCAUGAGCCCCCAGCAGAGGACAACAAGAGCAUCGAAAUCUUCAAUGCGAUCUGCGACCUGGACCGAAAAUGCCUGUCCUAUGUGUAUGAGGUGGCCACGAACGUCACCAUGUUCCACAACCACAUGGCCAAACUGUUGGCACAUCCGUUACAGAGACCUACACAAUCUGACACAUAUUAUAAGUUACAGAGCAGCGAGGAUGUUUCUUAGGAUGACUUUACAGGUAGUGAAGGACUCUCAAGCAAGUGUAUCAUACGGAAGAAUACUUCAUUGUGCUCUUUUGCCAUUUUUAUUCAACAGAUUUAACUGCACAAAGUUUCUGCCACAUGGCCAAACUGUUGGCACAUCCUCUACAGAGACCCACACAGUCUGACACAUAAGUUACAGAGCAUGGAGGAUGUUUCUUAGGAUGAUUUUACAGGUAGUUAAGGACUAUAUUAAGGACUCUCAAGCAAGUGUAUCAUAAGGAAGAAGGCAUCAUGGGGUUCAAUGUGCUUUUGUUCUGUUUUCAUUUAACAGAUUUAACUGUACAAAGUUUCUACUCUGGCCAAACUGUUAGCACGCCAUCUACAGAGAUGACACAGUCUGGUACAUACGACAAGCUACAGGGCACCGAGGAUGUUGAUCUUUGAGAUAGGUAAUCUUUAGGAUCUUUAAGGUGCUUCUUAAAAAUGCAGCAGGUAUGACCAAGAAAAACUUUCAAACUUAGUGUAUCAUUAGGAAGUAUAUCAUAAGGAUAUGUACAUCAUGGGCCCAAUUAUGUCUUUUACUUUAUUUAUAUUCAUAAACAUGUAUGGUAGGCAAGUUUUGCCUUGCGUUGCUGCAUGCCUGCAAUGCAAUAUCAGCUACGAAGAUACAGAUACAGUAUAAGUUAGAUUCAAUGGUAGAAAGUUGCUUACAUCAACCUCAUAUGGCCAGACUGUUGGGCCAUCCUCUAAAGAGACAUACACAGUCUGAUGCCUACUAUAAGUUACAGUGGAGUAUGGAUAUGUCAUGAUAAUUAAGAUGAUAUGACAGGUGCUUCCUAAAAAUGGGGCAGGUGUGGCCAAAAAUUACUUUCAUAGCAUGUAUCAGGAAGUGUGUUGCAAG